Molecule: messenger RNA, 749 nt
Organism: Cuscuta campestris
Lineage: Eukaryota; Viridiplantae; Streptophyta; Magnoliopsida; Solanales; Convolvulaceae
Source: the annotation of a GenBank genome assembly
GGUAUUGUAGCACACCCUUCUAAAUCAUCCAUCUUAUCAACUAGAAAUUGAAAUAUGAAACUGAGGUGAUGUUUAUGUGUGUCCACUCUGCAGAAAAUUUCCGAGCUCUAUGCACAGGAGAAAAAGGAAAGGGAAAGAGUGGGAAACGUCUCCAUUACAAGGGGACUGCUUUUCAUCGGAUCAUACCUAGCUUCAUGAUCCAGGGAGGGGACUUCACUCAUGGGGAUGGGACAGGAGGCGAAUCAAUAUUUGGGAGCAGCUUCGCAGAUGAGAACUUCAAACUAAAGCACACUGGUUCUGGAGUUCUGUCAAUGGCAAAUGCUGGGCCAGAUACCAAUGGGUCACAAUUUUUCAUCACCACAGUGACAACUAGCUGGUUGGACAGGCGACACGUUGUGUUUGGCAAAGUCCUUUCGGGGAUGGACAUCGUCCACAAGAUUGAGGGUGAAGGAAGGCAAAGUGGAACACCCAAGAGCAAGGUGAUCAUAUCCGAUUGCGGUGAGCUAACAUUGUGACCAGGUAGGUACACUGCAAGCACCUUGUAGAGAAACUUAUAUACAUCUCCUUUAAAAUUUAAGUUCAUAUGUGCACAACAAAUGAGCAGUAGUCCACAUUGGUCAUUCUCCUUUGAGUAAGUGGGAACAGCAGAAGAAGUUAUGCUUCAUUUUUUCUCGCUUAUAUGGUGGAUUUAUUCAACAAAACAAUCCACUUUAAGAAACUGGGAACUGCAAUUAACAUACAGCUUUUAC